Molecule: messenger RNA, 797 nt
Organism: Drosophila innubila
Lineage: Eukaryota; Metazoa; Arthropoda; Insecta; Diptera; Drosophilidae
Product: sodium bicarbonate cotransporter 3-like
Exons: 3
Coding region: 16-684 (222 amino acids)
Biological process (GO): monoatomic anion transport
Cellular component (GO): membrane
Molecular function (GO): monoatomic anion transmembrane transporter activity
Source: RefSeq, a predicted model, not a curated record
GCAGUGGUUAACAGAAUGCCGAAACAAGCCCAAUCACAGGCACAACUCAAACAUAUUCAUGUCAAUGGCAGGUUGCCAAAAGUGAUAACAACGGAUAGCAGCAGACCCUGGAAUAUGAACUCCUCAAGUGGGGACGAUGAGGCGCCAAAGGAUCCGCGAACAGGCGGUGAGGAUUUUACUCAACAGUUUACAGAAAACGAUUUCGAGGCAACGCCGCCCGCCCAACGCGUUCAGUUUAUACUGGGCGAGGAUGUGGACGAUGGCUCGCAUGUGUCGCACCCUCUGUUCUCAGAGAUGGGCAUGUUGGUAAAGGAAGGCGAUGAAAUUGAAUGGAAGGAAACAGCACGUUGGAUCAAGUUCGAAGAGGAUGUCGAGGAAGGCGGCAAUCGAUGGUCAAGCCAUGUAGCAACACUCUCGUUGCACUCACUAUUCGAGCUUCGUGGUCUGUUGGCCAAUGGCACCGUUAUGCUCGAUAUGGAGGCGAAUAAUCUGGAGGUGGUCGCCGAUUUGGUCUGCGAUCAUAUGGUAAGCGGUGGCACACUGCCCGCCGGUGUCAAGGAUAAGGUAAAGGAUGCGUUACUUCGUCGCCAUCGUCAUCAGCAUGAGUAUGCAAAAAAGUCUCGACUGCCCAUAAUACGAUCUCUGGCGGAUAUGCGUAAGCAAUCGUCAUCUAGAAGUGAGUAGUAGUUUGAAUUGAACAGAUUAUUCUAAGCUCAUCUCGUUCGUUUGUCGCGCAUCAUCAUCAUGAGUUAAGUGUGUCCAUUCGUUACUAAACCUUCAUAUUGUCUACUAAAAAA